CCACUUCCAGUCUUGCGUUUACUGUGUUAUCGGUAGGGCGAAUGCGCGCGAGUUACUUGAAACUGUAGAUGUACUCUAUUACCAUUUAUAUUUUAUCGAAGCAAACAUUUGAUUGUUUAACUUAAUUGAUUUCAGUUAAUUAUUAAACUUUCGGGGGGGACUAUCACUUACUUUUAUUUUUCAUUAACAAAUAAUGGAAUUCACUCCUACAAAUAUACGUGAUAUUAAACCAGGCAUGAAAUCCUUAAAUGUUUUAUUUAUAGUUCUUGAAAUUGGUCGUCCAAACAUGACAAAAGAUGGACAUGAAGUCAGAACAUGCAAAGUAGCUGAUAGAACAGCUAGUAUCAAUUUAUCAGUUUGGGAUGAACCUGGGCUAUUUUUACAACAAGGAGAUAUCUGUAGGCUUAGUAAAGGGUAUGCUUCAGUUUGGAAAGGCUGUCUUACUUUAUAUACUGGCAAAGGAGGAGAAAUACAGAAAAUUGGAGAGUUUUGUUUUACUUUUACAGAAGUGCCAAACAUGAGUGAAAACCCUGAGCAAGCUAAUCAACAAAAGACAGACGCAAGAUCCUCUCCCACUUUACAGCAGCCUGUACCUCUUCUGCCAGUACCUGGUGUUGCAGUACCACCAACUACUACAGCUCCACUGCCAGGUAAUGGCAAUCAUGGAACUUCUGCUUUUACUCCCAGGAGUGCAAAUCGAAAUACUGGACAACCUAGACCACAAAUGCCUGUAAUAAAUAAUGGAGUCAAUAAUAAUAACAAGCCAAGAGGAGGAAGACGAUAAAGACUAUUACAUAUUUUUAAAGUGUUUUCCGUUUCGUAUUUCUUUAAUGAAAAUCCCAAGUCCACUUUUGCAAAGAGAGAAAAUAAAACCAAGGCCUUAAGAAAUGAAAGCAGGAAAUAAUUAGCUUUCACAGUAACUGUACAAAGAAUAGAGCUAUUGUUUUUUAUAAAAACAUUAAUCAGUUUUACUAGUGAAAGAAGAAAAAGAAAGUGGAUUUUGUGUAUGAAGUGAUUUUAUGACGAAAUGUAUUAUAUUGUAUUUACAUUGCAUCUUGUUUCAUGUGUAUUAGAUACUCAACUUUUGAAAAUUAUAUAUUUUUUCUUCAUGUGUUUCAUGAUAACUUAGAAACUUUUUUUUUUUUUCCUUUAAAUGUGUUCAUUAUUUUCAGUCUGUAAAUUACUGAUUUUUAACUGUAAUCAUGUGUUGUGGUAUUUCAUUAUCAAAAUGCUUAUAAAGAAGAUUGAAAAUUUUUUUUGGAGAAUAGCAACAUUUGGUUGAGUUUUUUGUUAUUUUAAAUUGAUAGCAUGUAUAUAUUUCAAUUUUGGUUUUGUUAAGGAGAAGAUAUGUAUAGAUUAAAAAAUAAGCAAUAAUUAUUUUAAAUUUCUAAAAUAAUUAGCAACUUUUUAUUAAGUUAGACAGAAGAUACUAUUUCUGUAUAUUCUAAGACACCAAAAUGGUAUAAAUAUGCAUUAUAUGUGCAUUGAAAUUUUUAAAGGUAAUUCAUUAGUUAUUGUGUUUGAAUUUCUUUAGAUUAUUAUUAUUAUUGUGUACUUUUUCUAUAAAUCAUGACACCUUUUAAUUAACAAAAUGUUCAAGAAUCGCUAUGUAAUAUUCUGCUGUUAUGUUGAAUUAUUAAUUGCCAUCUGAAAAUUAUGAAAACUGCAGAAUUUAUGUCAAUGAACCUAUAUGAUAAUAAUUCAAAAUUAUUUAUAGUUUUCUGGAGUUUUGAAAGUGCCAUGCCCACUUCAUAAAUGUGGUAUUAGAUAUCAGAAUAUGGUGUUGCUUGUUUAAUGAUGUAAUCAUAGCCCUGAUGUUGUAUGAAUCAUACUGAUUGUUUGUAGAUACUUAUUCAGAUUUGUUAUGCUCAUCCAAUUGUUGUUCAAGAUUGUAAAACUUAUCCUCAAAAGCCUAUGGUGCCUUUUCAAAAUGUUACAUUAAUCUUAAAUUAAUUCAUAAAUUUGGGUGGCUCAUGUAUAGCCUCAGCAAAUCUGUAAUACAGCAGCUUUUUUUCUGUAUUGGUUCCAUUUUCCACAAAAUAUAUAAAUUAUCAUCAACAAUUGAAUGAGAAUUUUUCAUUUUGUAUAAAAACACCAGUGAAAAGGGAGAGGGAGGAGAGCCAUUAAAAGUAUACAGACUUGGUGAUGAUGAGGCUCCCAUCUCAAUUUUUAACUGUGAAUGAGGGGUUAGCUAUAUAAAAUGUUACAUGCUUGGGAAUUUGCUUGUCUAAACAAAUUAAUUGUAGCCAUAAUGUCCUUUUAUGUAUAAAGCGAUCCAUCGGAAUGGAAAUAUGCAUAUGUCUUCUUCCUCGAUAAUAUUAUACAUUCACAGCCUUUGAAGCUUGAUAUUGUCAGAGCAACUACUGUUACUAUUAUUUUUAUGUCCAUGUGUUGUUUUUAUUACAAAUUACUUUUUCUAUAUUCUAUUAAACUUUCUUAAUUGGAUAUGCAGCACAAUGAAUGUCUUGUUGCAAUCUAAUAACAAAAAUUGUUGAGUUUGUUCCUAGUGGGAAUACAGCUUUAAUUUAAAGUUAUUUUUGCAAAUCUUCAGACCGUGAGAUUAUAAACAAACUUCAUGCUGUCAAACUUCUUUUUGAACUUGGCCAUCAUUAACAAAGCAGAUGCAGUUUUGUCUCAUUUAUACAUUGUACAUACAAGAUUUAUGCAGUCUUCAACUUUUGCUGGGAGAGAUAACCCAUUAUUCUCGCAAUAUGAAUGUCAAAAUUCAAUGCCUAGUGUUUGCAAUUUUUCAAAAGCCUUUCAUUCCAUUUUCUUUAAUUUAUAAAACACCUGAGGUUUUUUAAAGUUAAUUAAAUUUUAUCCGUUUAUUUAAAUGUUAACAUUUAAAAUACCUUCUUACAUUUCUCUUUUUGAACUGUUUUAUAUUGAUAGGAUUUUACCUUUUGUUUUAUGCAACACCAUGGUUCUUGUACCAGAAAAACCAAAACAAAUUUACAAAUCUUGAGUGUCACUUUUUAACAUUAAAAACAAAAACAAAAAUCUUUUCUGAGAAGUACCAAAUAGACCAAAAAAUUCUUGCAAUUAUUUCAAAUGAAAAAGACUUUAAUAAAAAGCUUUUCUUGAACAUCCUUAAG
Messenger RNA from Argiope bruennichi, 3095 nucleotides. RefSeq names its product SOSS complex subunit B1-like. Gene Ontology annotation, molecular function: DNA binding. The transcript has 6 exons. Gene Ontology annotation, biological process: mitotic cell cycle checkpoint signaling; response to ionizing radiation; double-strand break repair via homologous recombination. The coding region runs from base 194 to 784 and encodes 196 amino acids. NCBI's taxonomy places the organism in Eukaryota, Metazoa, Arthropoda, Arachnida, Araneae, Araneidae. The record is from RefSeq and is a predicted model, not a curated record. Gene Ontology annotation, cellular component: SOSS complex.